AUGUCUGGUUCAUCGACAAAGAGAUUUCCCCUCUAUGCAAAGGAUUAUGAGCUGUUUGAAGAAGUCGGUGAAGGUGUUAGUGCCACUGUUUACAGAGCUCGCUGCAUUGCUCUGAACGAGAAUGUUGCAAUAAAGAUCAUGGAUCUCGAAAAAUGCAGAAACGAUUUGGAAACAAUACGCAAGGAAGUUCUCAUUAUGAAUUUGAUUGAUCAUCCGAAUCUGUUGAAAGCGCAUUGCUCUUUUAUCGACCGUAGUAGCUUGUGGAUUGUGAUGCCUUACAUGUCUGGUGGCUCUUGCUUUCACCUGAUGAAAUCGGUUUAUCCCGAAGGUCUUGAGCAACCGAUAAUUGCUACUUUGUUGAGGGAAGUGCUUAAAGCUCUUGUUUAUCUACAUAGACAAGGACACAUCCAUAGAGAUGUUAAGGCCGGGAACAUAUUGGUUCAUUCGAAAGGCGUAGUUAAACUUGGAGAUUUUGGAGUAUCAGCUUGUAUGUUUGAUAGUGGGGAAAGGAUGCGUACGAGGAAGACAUUCGUUGGAACUCCUUGCUGGAUGGCACCUGAGGUUAUGCAGCAAGUGGACGGAUAUGAUUUCAAAGCGGACAUCUGGUCGUUUGGUAUAACUGCCCUCGAGCUUGCUCAUGGUCAUGCCCCAUUUUCCAAAUAUCCACCUAUGAAGGUGCUAUUAAUGACCUUACAAAAUGCUCCUCCUCGUCUUGACUAUGAAAGAGAUAAGAAAUUCUCAAAGUCAUUUAGAGACUUAAUCGCAGCAUGCUUAGUUAAAGAUCCAAAAAAGCGUCCAACCUCUGCAAAACUUCUGAAACACCCGUUCUUCAAACAUGCUCGGUCGACAGAUUAUUUGUCCCGUAAAAUUCUUCAUGGUCUUUCUCCACUUGGUGAACGUUUUAAAAAGCUCAAGGAGGCAGAGGCUGAGUUGUUUAAAGGCAUAAAUGGUGACAAAGAACAGUUAUCUCAGCAAGAGUAUAUGCGAGGAAUUAGUGGUUGGAAUUUUGAUCUCGAAGAAUUGAGGAAGCAGGCAUCAGUUAAUCCAGCUGAUGAAAUAUGCAGUUCAGAGAUUCGGGAAGUAAAUGGAAAUGGGGAUGUUGGGGUUGAUGUACCAAAAAGAAAUCCAAUGACACGAAGGUCAAAGACUAUGUCUUUGGAAAACUUCAAAAUCUCAGAAAAGGAUUUGAUGAGUGCGAGUAACAGUCUAUUAUCCGGUGCAUUACUUCCUUCAUUUCAUCGUAAUUUCCACCCAAUGGAUGUGAUGAGUGCAAGUGACAGUGUAUUAGCCGGUGCAUUACUUCCUUCAUUUCAUCGAAAUUUCCUUCCGAGUAUUGGAUACCAAGUUGCUACGCGUUCUGAUGAAAGCAUUGCAUGUUGCUCGAGCGAAGGAGCUGGAGAGAUGCUCGGUCUUAAAGAGCCAAAGAAACUAGGACCAUUAGCAGAUACCAAGGAAACAAGAGAAGCAGGAAGUGAGCCGGUAAUCCGUUCUGUUGAAAACAAUGCAUGUUGCUCGAGCGAAGAAGCCUCAGAGACGCUCGGUCUUGAAGAGCCAAAGAAACUAGAACCAUUAGCGGAUACCAAGGAAAUGAUACAAGCAGGAAAUGAGCCGGAGAAACCAAAAAAUGGCAACACAGUUAGUCCUGUGAACCGUUCGUCUUGCUCAGCUACUGAAAUCCUCCCAAUGUUACAGAGUCUCCUGGUUCAAAAUGACAUUCAGAGGGAGAAAGUUGUCAGACUAAUUAGAUUUUUUGAUCGAACCGCCGAAACUGAAAAUCCAAUCUCAAGACCCGAAGGAGUGCAGAUAUAUCCAUCAAGGGAGAGAGAACUACAAUCUCAGGUUCAAUUUUUGGAGCAAAGUGUUGAGAUUCUUGUAGAGGAAGUGAAAAGAAACAAAGAAAUAAAUAGUCAGCUAGAACGACAGAUAAACUCUCUAACGAGCAUUCCUGAAGCUUAA
Arabis nemorensis is the source of this 1956-nucleotide messenger RNA. The record is from the annotation of a GenBank genome assembly. NCBI's taxonomy places the organism in Eukaryota, Viridiplantae, Streptophyta, Magnoliopsida, Brassicales, Brassicaceae.